This is a messenger RNA of Myxocyprinus asiaticus (Chinese sucker), 5379 nucleotides long. RefSeq names its product DEAH (Asp-Glu-Ala-His) box polypeptide 32b (gene dhx32b). Gene Ontology annotation, molecular function: RNA binding. The transcript has 11 exons. NCBI's taxonomy places the organism in Eukaryota, Metazoa, Chordata, Actinopteri, Cypriniformes, Catostomidae. Gene Ontology annotation, cellular component: spliceosomal complex; intracellular anatomical structure. Bases 148 to 2334 code for a protein of 728 amino acids. The record is from RefSeq and is a predicted model, not a curated record.
GACAGCCGAUGACAUAAAGGCGCUCGCUGGUCCCUAAAAUUGGAGGUAACCAUUUUAAGACUAAUUUAUGUCACACAAUUAGUAGAUGCAGUCAAAUUCAGUUGAACAUAUUUUUACAGUCGAAGAGAAGGCUGUAUAAGGAAGGCAAUGGAGUUAUCAACAGAUGUGGAGAAACUCUCUGAAACCGCCCAAACUCAAGAUAUUGAUUCGGACGAUCUGCUAGAGCUCAAUCCGUUUGAUGGGCUCCCUUUUUCCUCAAGAUACUACAAACUACUGAGCGAAAGAAAAGGUCUGCCGGUGUGGGGAGCGAAAUGCGAGUUUAUGGACAGUCUGCUGAACAGCCAGACUGUGAUAGUGACUGGCACUGCUAAAACAGGACAAAGCACUCAGAUCCCUCAGUGGUCUGCAGAGUUUUGCCUCUCUGCGCAGUAUCAGAAUGGUAUGGUAGUGUGCACUCAGAUUCAUCAGCAGAGCACGGUGGAACUGGCCCUUCGUGUGGCUGAUGAGAUGGACGUGAACAUCGGUCAUGAGGUUGGAUAUAGCAUCCCACUUCAGACUUGCUACUCCGCUGACACUGUAUUGAGAUACUGCACAGAUGAUGUUUUGCUUCGUGAGAUGAUGUCGGACCCUCUCUUGGAGCAGUAUGGUGUGGUGGUCAUCGAUCAGGCCCAGGAGCGCACGGUCAGCACAGAACUGCUCCUCGGAUUGCUCAAAGAUGUGCUCCUCACACGGCCAGAACUUCGACUGGUCAUCCUCACUGCCCCUCACUCUGCAGAGAAACUGCUGCAACACUAUGGAAUUGUUUCUCAGAUCCGACUGGAAGGGCCUCAGCUGUGUGAUGUGGUGUACGGUAGUGGGAGAGGAGGUGUGAAAGAUUAUCUCUGCUCUGCUAUAAGACUGGCUCUUGAAAUACAUCAGAAUCAAGACCAUGGCGACAUUGUGACAUUUCUGGCAACUGAGCAAGAGAUUGAAUGUGCCCAUGCCAUUUUGCGGAGAGAGGGUGCCAAUCUCGCAUUCUCUCAUGGUGAGCUGGUGCCUGUGUCUCUGUGCCCUCAGCAAGGAGACAGUCUCUCUGUAAUCUCUCAGGAGAGCAAGAGCAGGAGGGUCUUCCUCUCUUGCAGCCCCAGUGAGGACCUGUUCUGGGUCUUUCACAGCAUUCGCUUUGUGAUUGAUGCUGGAGUGCAAAAAAGAUAUGUGUACAACCCUAGAAUCAGAGCCAACUCAAUUGUAAUUCGAUCAAUCAGCAAGAGUCAAGCAGAGAGCCGCAAACAGCUUGCAGGGCCAACAGGCAAGUGUUUCUGUUUGUAUCAAGAGGACACGCCUCUUCCUGCCGAGAGUGUCCCUCACAUUCUUGAAUCUGACAUCGCUUCCACAGUGCUCUUCCUAAAACGCAUGGAAAUUGCUGGCCUGAGUCACUGCGACUUCAUUGACAGACCAGAUCCAGAAGGUCUUAUGCAAGCUUUAGAGGAGCUUGACUAUCUUGCUGCAUUGGAUGAUGACGGGAAUCUGUCUGAGAUUGGAAUUAUCAUGUCAGAGUUUCCUCUGGAGCCACAGAUGGCUAAGACUUUGCUUGCGUCCUGCGAGUUUGACUGCGUGAAUGAAGUGCUGAGCAUCGCUGCAAUGCUAACAGCUCCGAGCUGUUUCCUUACACCCCCAGUGGAGUUGAGACAGAAAGCCUUACUGUGCCAUCAGAGGUUCCAGCAUGCAGAGGGAGACCACUUCACCCUUAUAAACAUUUAUAAUGCCUUCAAAUAUGCUAAGAAAGGGCCAUACUGUAGCGUGGAACGCUGGUGUGAAGAUCAUUUCCUCAGUCUGGCUGCUCUUCAAACAGCAGAUGCGAUACGCUCUGAGCUAACAGAAAUUCUGAAACGGUUAGAGUUGCCAGUGUCCCUUCCGGCCUUUGGCUCUAAAAGCAACAUCCUGAACAUCAAACGUGCACUACUUGCUGGCUUCUUCAUGCAGGUGGCAAAGGACAUUGAUGGGUCAGGGAAUUACUUCAUGCUAACCCAUAAGCAUGUGGCUCAAGUCCAUCCACUGUCUCGCUAUGGAACCGAGAUGCACAAGAAGAACCUGCCAGAGUGGGUUGUGUACCAUGAGCACACACUGUCAGAGAACAACUGCAUCCGAACUGUCUCUCAGAUCUCAGCACACGAGUUCAUUCAAAUGGCACCUCAGUACUUCUUCUACAACCUGCCACCUAGUGAGAGUAAAGACCUACUGCAGCACAUUAUCGAUCAUGGAUCAGCUGCCCCAUCUAAAGGCAAAAGAAAAUCACAGACCUCCAGCAGCCCUGCCAAUGAUGCGCAGGCACAUGAGCGCUGUACCAUACAAUGACUUUGGAAAUAGUAUACCUUAGGUGUAUUCCAAUCGACCGUUAGGGUCCUCCGAAGUGGACUUCACACGGUAUUCGGCCAUCUUAAGGGAGAUUCCAAUCCGAAGGGGGCGUUUAAGUUCAGUUGGAAGGGCACUCCAAACGGCAUAGGGAAUAAGUGAACAUCAAUACAUCACUUCACAGGAAGUGUAGAGGGAAAUUUUGCGAAAAACUGCUAAAUCAUUGUGAACCAGCAGAGUAAUGACAUAGUUUGUCUAAAAUAAUCGCUAAAAUCAAAUAAACAAACAGGGUUUGAAACACUGGCGUUUUAAUUAAGCUUAAUUUAACUCAGGUGUACUUUCUAUGUGGUUGUGCGUGAGUAUAAAGUGCACGAGAUGCGACCGUUACAUCCAUUAUCAUGACAAUUGGUCAUAUAACAUUUAAGAAAACACACACAUUAUAAAAUAACUACAUAACAUUUAUUUUUAUAUUAAACUACAACAGUCAAGAGAAAGUCUAGCCUAGAGAAAUAUGUUAAUUUAAAUAUAUAACAAUACAAGUUUUAUAACAAUACACAUUGAUGUAUUAUAUUCAUUUAUAUAUAUAUAUAUAUAUAUAUAUAAGGUUAUUUAUUGUAUAUUUAUAUGUUUUUACACGAGAAUAUUGUCAUCUUUCUUGAACCCCGUGAUCAGCGCGACUCAAGUGCUGUCUGUGUUUGAUGACGUUGCAGGGUAUUUCAAAUUAACAAAUUUUGUCAAGUGAAGUGGACUUCAACGCAUUAUUUUGCAACACGUUAUUUUUUUUUCCCCACCCGUAUUCCGGCAACUCCUGUGAUUGAUAUAUUUAGACGUCAAAUGAUUGGACGAAAGUUGUCUUUACGUCACCAGCUUGACGACGCCUUCUGAUUGGAUGGUUAUCGAUUCUACAACUUCUGACACUUUGUCGUUCCGACAGUAGAAAAACUAUUUGUGUUUUUCUUUUUAUUAAAAGUAAAUGGCUGAAUAAAUGUACUGGAAAGAAAAUAGUUAGUUAUAUGUGACAUAUCACUUGGUCCUGAACAAUAAUGAGUGAUAUGAAUCAGAUGUUUUUUUUGGGGGGGUUGGGGGGGGGGGGGUUUGACAAACUGAUUUUGCCUGGCUCCCACAUCUAUGGUUUCAUAUGCCAAAUAUUAGAAUAUAAAAUAUCAAGGUAACCACCACUUCCCAUGAGAGAAUAUGUAUUUUUUGUAAUUAACUAUUUCCGAUUUCUCUGAGAAUGCUGUGGAAAAGAAAUACAUUAUUGCAUAGAGAUGAAAUGUUAAGAAAUUCAGUUUGGCCGUAUGGAAAUUUUUAUUUUUAUACUGAAAAAAAAUAAAAAAUCAGGUCAAGUGCCUGUAGUUACAGAAUCACCCAUUUAUCUGAAAAAAGUAUUUGUAAAAGUGAAAUUAAACAGUUGUUCAUUUCCAUAGGGCAGGAAGCUUAAAUUUGAAGCCAGGCAGCAGUAACGUAGAUAUGUUUUCUUGUCAAAGACCUGACUGCAAUAUUGCUAAGUAAAGUGAAUUCAUGGUAAGCACAUAGCCACCCUUGGAACUGAAAAUAUUUUAAGGUAAUUUUAUUCAAUUUAAAGCAGAACUUGAAUUGAUUUAAUGAUGGAGACAGCUGCAUUAUUAUAAUUUUAAGACAGCAAGGUUGGAAAACAACAUUUUUAAUUCACAGUUGACAGUGUAUUUCUCACUUUUCUGUAAGCUAAGAAAUAUAAAAACAAUUAUUUCUUACCAUAUUCCUAGAAACAGAAAUAUUUUAGUAAUUUUUCCACUGUAAAUCUACACGUUAAUUUUCACUUUAGUAAAGAAAAAGAAAAGAAAGACUUAAACAUUGAUCUCUUUCUCACCCACAUCUAUCGAAUCACUUCUGAAGACAUUGAUUUAACCACGGGAGUCUAAUGGAGUACUAUUAUGCUGACUUGUGUGAUACUUUGGAGCUUCUGAGUUUUAGUCACCAUUCACUUGCAUUGUCCUACAGAGCUGAAAUAUUCUUCUAAUAAAUCUUAAUUUGUGUGCUGCAGAAGAAGUCAUACACAUCUGGGAUGGCAUGAGGGUGAGGAAUUUAUGAGAGAGUUUUCAUUUUUGGGUGAACUAUCCCUUUGUUCUAAUUGUUAAUUUGGAAUAUUAUUAUUUUUAAUAAACGUAAUUUAUAUGACUUUUAAUGUCUUGAUAUUAUAUAGUUUAUAUAGUUUGCUACACAAAUACACAUCUUGAUAAUUGAAGUUGAAUCAAUCUACCUAUAGUUAAACAUUCUAAAUUAAUAAAAACUAAUUGCAGACCUUCGGGACAGUAUGCGGAUGAUUCUACACGUUUUUGUGUUUAUUCUGCUUAUUGGCUGGAGUUUGUUUUAUAGAUUUUCUUCUGUUAUGUAAUUCUGUCUCACAAAAUUUGUAUAGAAACACCGGACUUGAGCAAUCCGAUGGCAAAUUUGUCGCGGGGGUUCUCGUAGUUGUACAUGGACUGUUUGAGUUUAGAGGGAUGGACGCGGUCUUUAUAAUUUUAUUUUUGACAAUCCAUUUUUUUCUCAUAUGUCAAAUGUUAAUAUGAGUGUACUGUCUCUCUCCACGUGGAAUGUAAAUGGGUUGGGGCACCCCAUAAAAAGAAGGAAGGUUAUUUCUUUUCUUAAACGAAAGAAAUAUGAUAUUGUGUUUCUUCAAGAAAUGCAUCUUUCCCCGCAGGAAGCUGAAAAUUUUGGGAGGAUAUGGGGUGGGCAUGUUUUCUUUAGUGCUGGCUCAAGUAAGAGCAGGGGAGUCCCUCAUUUCAUCUAUUGUUGAUUGCUCAGUUGGAAACAUCUUAGUCUCAGAUCAUGCCCUGGUGUCUUUAGAUGUGUUGCCACAUAUGGAGAAAAAUAAAUCAUAUAGUUGGAGCUUUAAUUUAUCCCUUUUGCAAAAUCCUGAUUUCCAACAAAUGUUAAAGACUGAAAUCAAUGUGUAUAUGGAGACCAACUGGUCCUCAGUAUCCUCUGUGGUUGUGGCUUCGGAGGCACUUAAGGCAGUUCUUAGGGGUUGGAUCAUACAGUAUGCCUCAUUCAUCAAAAAAUCCAAAG